Aspergillus sclerotioniger CBS 115572 is the source of this 2053-nucleotide messenger RNA. RefSeq lists its product as uncharacterized. The transcript has 5 exons. NCBI's taxonomy places the organism in Eukaryota, Fungi, Ascomycota, Eurotiomycetes, Eurotiales, Aspergillaceae. The coding region runs from base 84 to 1904 and encodes 606 amino acids. The record is from RefSeq and is a predicted model, not a curated record.
AUAAAAUGUCCCAUCGCAGCUCUCCAAUACCUACAUACAAUCAAAUCUAAGCCCCAAUUCCACUACCCAACUACCAAACCAACAUGUCCACUCUUACCGACACCGCCGCCUCCAUCGCCCGUCUCUCCCUCCACGACCCCACCCACUUCAACAUCCAAUACUCCCAAACCCUCCACCGCCUCACCCUCCUCCAACACUGGGACAUCACCCCGGGCUCUACAAUCCUCGAACUCGGCUGCGGCCAAGGCGACUGCACCACCGUACUUGCCUCUGCCGUAGGCGAGCACGGGAAAGUAGUCGCCGUUGAUCCAGCAGACCUAGACUACGGCUCCCCAUACACCCUCUCCGAAGCCCAAUCCCACAUAACCUCCGGCCCCCUCGGCCCCAACAUAACCUGGAUCCACCAAUCCCCACUCCCCUACCUCUCCUCCCUGCCCUUACCCCCCACCCCUCAACCUCCCCCACAUUCAACGCAACAAUCCUCGCCCACAGCCUCUGCCGAAUGGUCCCUGCUCGCCACGCACCCCUCCGCCCAACCGCACGUUCUAGCAGCCCUAGCCCAAGCAUCUCUCGAAUGUCGAAAAGAUAGCGAUAGCAGUGCGUCGAAUGUACGCACCGUGCUGAGUCCAAAGCGAUUGACCGAGUUGGCGGUCGAGGCGGGGUGGAGGUUGGAGAGGGAGGCAGUGGUGCCGUGUAAUGAGGGACUGUUGGAUGGGAGGUGGGAAGUCGGAGCGUGUCUUUCGGGGGGGUUUGAGAGGGAGGUGAAGAUGGUGGUGAAGGGGGAGAGGGAACGGGCGGUGGUUUGGGCGGCGAGGGAUGCGUGUGAGUCACCAUGCCGUCAGCUGUCACAUCCAAGAUACAUAAUCUCCCUCAUCGCCUCAUUCCUCUUCCAUCUACACUCACCACCGCCCCGAACAAACAUCCUCAAACACCCCCCAGCACAACACCGCAAAAUGACCUCUCUCGAAGCCUUUUGCCGCGCCCAGCGCGAGGAAGAAUACCCCACUCCCCCUGAAAUGCUCACAGCCCUGGAACUCCUCUUCACCGACCCCUCCGUGUCUGUCUCCACGGCCGCCCGCAUCGCCAUGACCCCGAUCAUCAUCGACGAAGGCAUCAACCCUACCCCAGAGCCCAACCUCUCUGACUUCUGGAUCAUGUUCUUCAAAGCUGUCGGUCUGUUCACGAACCAGAAUGACCAUCUUUUGGAAUUUCUUCUCGCUAUUCAAUCCCUCCCUGAUUGUAAUGGAGGGUUUCGUAAACUUCCUGGACUUGAUGAGUAUUUGAUGGAGUUUGUGUUUGACUACAUCGACCACCCCUUCAACCUCCCCUACACCGACCCCAUCCCCGAACUCACCGACACCCCAUGGCUAAACCUCCCCUCUCAUCGAGACAUCCAACGCCAAGCCUGGCUAAACGUCAACCGAUUGACCGCGAACUUGCACCUCCGGAGCAAAGGCUCCUUUCUCGAGUACGGGGGCCUCACGGUGCGGAAGACGCUCGAAAAGGCGCCGUGGGAGAUCUUUCACCAUGCGGAUCUGGAGGAGCAUUUGUCGUUUGUGCUGAAUGUGGGGAAUGAGACGGAGUAUAAUCGCGAGAAGGAUGAUGUGAUGGAGAGGAUUGAUAUUCGGACGUUGGAUGGGUGGGUGCCGGCGGCGGCGGUGUGGUUUCGGGUCUGUGGGAAGGAGAUGUAUGAGGUGAGUAGGGUGGGGGAGGAGGAGAUGAUGUUUGGGGAGUGGAAGGGGUCGAAGUGGGUGGGGAGGCCUGGGUGGAGUCGCGAGAGGUGGAUGUUUUGGAAGGAGAGGUGGGGGUGGAUUGCUGGGGUGACGGCGUUGAAUCGGAGGACGAGGGAGAUUGCGAGGGAUGUGGUAGUGGUGAUGGGUAGGGUUGAAUCUGAGGGGGAGUAGUACUACUAGUAGUAGGAGGAAGAGGAGGCAGGUAAAUAGGCAGAGUAUCUUCGGACAGGGUAUGUAACCCUAAUUGUUGUCGAUAUCACCAGUUAUGAAUUACAGGAAAGAGUUACCAUCUUGGAAAUAAUACAAUGCACUUUGUGCUC